GACCUCAUCGAUUCCGCCCCACCCACCCCUCGGGGAUCGCGGGGGGAGAGCGGGGGCCGGUUUAAUCCGGGCAAUAUUGCUAGAGCCCUGGGGUGGGCCGGCCCGCUCGUUGGCAUCCAGUUAGUGGGAGUUGUGCGAGCCCGCGUCAAUUUAAGCCUGAGGGCGGGGAUUUAAUUUCGAGUGAGGCUGUAUUUCGAGGGAAGCUGCUCACGCUUCGGAUUCUCACCCGUGACCCAAAGGCCGCCGCCAGAUUGGCUUAUUUUGGGGAGCUGCGGGGCAGUUCUCAUCCUGAAGAUCAGGUGAUCAUUGACAUCAGCCAUGUCAUCGAGGCCUUUUGAAAGUCCACCUCCAUAUAGACCUGAUGAAUUCAAACCCAAUCAUUAUGCACCAAGCAAUGAUGUCUACGGUGGAGACAUGCACGUUCGACCCAUGCUCUCUCAGCCGGCGUAUUCGUUCUACCCGGAAGAUGAAAUUCUUCACUUCUACAAAUGGACCUCUCCUCCAGGAGUCAUCCGGAUUCUGUCUAUGCUCGUUAUCGUGAUGUGCAUUGCCGUCUUUGCCUGUGUUGCCUCCACACUUGCCUGGGAUCGAGGCUACGGAACUGGCUUACUGGGUGGUGGUCUAGGCUACCCUUACGGCAGCGGCUUCGGGAGCUACGGAAGUGGCUAUGCCUAUGGUUACGGCUACGGUUAUGGCUAUGGAGGCUACACAGAUCCAAGAGCAGCCAAGGGCUUCCUCCUGGCCAUGGUGGCCUUUUGUUUCAUUGCUGCGUUGGUGAUAUUUGUUACCAGCGUAAUACGUUCUGACAUAUCUAGAACAAGAAGAUACUACUUGACUGUCAUAAUACUGAGCGCUAUCCUGGGCGUCAUGAUGUUUAUUGCCACAAUUGUCUAUAUAAUGGGAGUCAACCCAACUGCCCAGGCUUCUGGGUCUAUGUACAGUUCACAGAUAUAUGCCAUCUGCAACCAGUUUUAUGCAUCUGCAACUCCUGGACUUUACAUGGAUCAGUAUUUGUAUCACUACUGUGUGGUGGAUCCCCAAGAGGCAAUUGCGAUUGUACUGGGGUUCAUGGUUAUUGUGGCUUUUGCUUUAAUAAUUUUCUUUGCUGUGAAAACUCGAAGAAAGAUGGACCAGUAUGACAAGUCGAAUAUUUUGUGGGACAAGGAACAUAUUUAUGACGAACAACCCCCCAAUGUUGAAGAGUGGGUUAAAAAUGUGUCUGCAGGCACACAAGACAUGCCUCCCCCCCCUUCUGACUAUGUGGAGAGAGUGGACAGUCCCAUGGCCUACUCUUCCAAUGGUAAAGUGAAUGACAAGCGGUCAUAUCCAGAGUCUUCCUAUAAGUCAACACCGGUGCCCGAAGUGGUGCAGGAGCUGCCGGUGACCUCAGCUGUGGCUGACCUCAGGCAGCCUCACUACAGCAGUGGCAGGAACUUCGAGACGCCUUCCAGAAAGGCCCCCACGAGAGGCAGGGCGGGCAAGGCCAAGCGGCCGGAGCAGGACCACUACGAGACAGACUACACAACUGGUGGCGAGUCGUGCGACGAGCUGGAGGAGGACUGGAUCAGGGAAUAUCCACCUAUCACUUCAGAUCAACAAAGACAACUCUACAAGAGAAAUUUUGACACUGGCCUGCAGGAAUACAAGAGCUUACAAGCAGAACUUGAUGAGGUCAAUAAAGAACUCUCUCGUCUGGAUAAAGAAUUGGAUGACUAUAGAGAAGAAAGUGAAGAGUACAUGGCUGCUGCUGAUGAGUACAAUAGACUGAAGCAAGUUAAGGGCUCUGCAGAUUACAAAAAUAAGAGGAAUUAUUGCAAACAGUUGAAGAGCAAAUUGUCAUACAUCAAGAAGAUGGUCGGAGAUUAUGAUAGACAGAAAACAUAGAAGGUCUGCCACACGGUUUGAGAGAUUAAGAAGUAUUUGACAUCUCUGCAAUGUUGUCAAGAGGCAAAAUGACUUUGGAUUUUAACCCAGGAGGCCAAAUCUUUGUGAUCAUUACAAAGUUUUGGUAGCUUUAAUUCAUCAGUAUUGAAGCAUUUUAUAAAUAGCUUUUGAUAAUCAACUGGGCUGAACACUCCAAUUAAGGGUUCUGUGCUUUAAAAUUCAUCUAUUGUAUUAAGGACUGACUGACUACAGGUUGAGGUUUUUAAACCUUGAAGGAACAUCCCACGGUGACCUGUGCUGUGAACUUGCACAGUCUUUUCUUAAAACAUAAGUGAGCUCAUUGGUUCCCAUAGGUGAUCUCGUCCAUUCCUCCCAGAACUCUGCCUUCAGAACUGUUAUUUAUAACCAGUCCUUCUCAGGUAAGGAAACUUGGUCCCUGCAGUGAAGUCUCUGAAGGGAAAGUGCCUGUUUCCUGGCUUGCAGUUUUUGUUCAGUCUGUUUUGUGACUUGAGUCCAUGAAUAAAGUCCCUGGCCUUUUGUAUGUUAGCUAACUAUGGCUAGUGCAUUCUACCAACCUCCCUAUUGAUUUUUUUUUCUGUGUAUCGUGGUGUUAAAAGAGCUUUUUAUUGUUUUAUGAAAUUAUCCAGAGAAUAAAGAUCAUGUAAAAAUAAA
Molecule: messenger RNA, 2556 nt
Organism: Mirounga angustirostris (Northern elephant seal)
Lineage: Eukaryota; Metazoa; Chordata; Mammalia; Carnivora; Phocidae
Gene: OCLN
Product: occludin
Exons: 9
Coding region: 319-1884 (521 amino acids)
Biological process (GO): bicellular tight junction assembly
Cellular component (GO): apical plasma membrane; bicellular tight junction; cytoplasmic vesicle
Source: RefSeq, a predicted model, not a curated record